Molecule: messenger RNA, 2584 nt
Organism: Spea bombifrons (plains spadefoot toad)
Lineage: Eukaryota; Metazoa; Chordata; Amphibia; Anura; Pelobatidae
Gene: CPNE4
Product: copine 4
Exons: 16
Coding region: 327-1988 (553 amino acids)
Biological process (GO): cellular response to calcium ion
Cellular component (GO): plasma membrane
Molecular function (GO): calcium-dependent phospholipid binding
Source: RefSeq, a predicted model, not a curated record
UCUCCUAGCCACAAACCUCUCACUCCCUCCAUCCUACUUUCACUAAGCAUCUCUUUCUCCCUCUUGUCUUGCUCUACCUUUCAAUCAGCUGUGAUCUGAGUCUGCAUCACCAUAUUAAAACCUAUGCACCUUCACCUUCCCCAGGAUCAGAGAAUGGAAAUGGGAUUUCCUGAGGUUUUAUCAAACCUUCCCUCUUCCAAGAUCAUCUUUCUUAUAUAACUACUGCCAAAGGGGCUAGAAGCUACAGACGAGGGGAUUUUAUGAUACAACUGAUUAUUCUCUACUCCAGUGAACUUCUGCAUUGAGGUUUAACAGAUAGCGAGAAAAUGAGCAACAUUUAUGAAUCUGCGGCCAAUACCCUUGGAAUUUUCAACAGCCCAUGCCUCACAAAAGUAGAGCUGAGAGUAUCUUGUAAAGGGAUAUCAGAUCGAGAUGCUCUUUCCAAGCCCGACCCCUGUGUCAUAUUGAAAAUGCAAUCACAUGGGCAAUGGUUUGAGGUGGAUAGAACAGAAGUGAUCAGAACAUGCAUAAACCCAAUUUUCUCAAAGAUUUUCACAGUUGAUUUUUAUUUUGAAGAAGUUCAGCGCCUGCGCUUUGAGGUUCAUGACAUUAGCAGCAAUCACAAUGGUUUGAAGGAUGCAGACUUUCUGGGUGGCAUGGAAUGCACCUUGGGACAAAUUGUAUCACAGCGUAAACUGUCAAAAUCCUUAUUGAAACAUGGAAACACAGCAGGGAAAUCAUCUAUAACGGUCAUUGCUGAAGAAUUAUCCGGAAACGAUGACUAUGUGGAACUUUCCUUCAGUGCACGAAAAUUAGAUGACAAGGAUUUUUUCAGCAAAUCUGAUCCAUUCUUGGAAACUUUCCGAAUGAAUGAUGAUGGCACUCAGCAGCUUGUUCACAGAACAGAGGUUGUUAUGAAUAAUUUGAACCCGGCAUGGAAAACAUUCAAAGUUUCACUUAAUUCCCUCUGCAGUGGAGAUCACGAUCGCAAACUAAAGUGUAUAGUCUGGGACUGGGAUUCAAACGGAAAACAUGACUUUAUUGGAGAGUUUACGUCAACAUUCAAGGAAAUGAGAGGAGCAAUGGAGGGGAGACAGGUGCAAUGGGAAUGUAUAAAUCCAAAAUACAAAGUAAAGAAGAAAAACUACAAGAAUUCAGGCAUUGUAAUCCUCAACCUGUGCAAGAUACACAAAAUGCAUUCUUUCUUAGACUACAUAAUGGGUGGAUGCCAAAUACAGUUUACAGUAGCUAUUGACUUUACAGCAUCAAAUGGGGACCCUCGGAAUAGCUGCUCUCUGCACUACAUCCACCCAUACCAGCCAAAUGAGUAUCUGAAAGCACUGGUUGCUGUUGGAGAGAUUUGCCAAGACUAUGACAGUGACAAAAUGUUUCCAGCCUUUGGUUUUGGUGCCAGAAUACCUCCAGAUUACAAGGUUUCACAUGAUUUUGCAAUAAACUUCAAUGAGGACAACCCAGAAUGUGCAGGAAUUCAGGGAGUUGUAGAGGCCUACCAGAAUUGCCUGCCUAAGCUACAACUUUAUGGGCCAACAAAUAUUGCCCCCAUCAUUCAGAAAGUGGCCAAAUCUGCCUCUGAAGAGACACACACUAUGGAAGCUACGCAAUACUUCAUCCUCCUAAUUCUAACGGAUGGCGUAAUCACAGAUAUGGCCGACACCAGGGAAGCAAUCGUUCAUGCCUCUCAUCUGCCAAUGUCAGUCAUCAUUGUAGGGGUGGGCAACGCGGAUUUCAGCGACAUGCAAAUGCUUGAUGGGGAUGAUGGAAUACUGAGGUCCCCGAAGGGAGAGCCUGUUCUUCGAGACAUUGUUCAGUUUGUGCCGUUCAGAAACUUCAAACACGCAUCGCCAGCUGCACUCGCAAAAAGCGUUUUGGCGGAAGUUCCAAAUCAAGUUGUGGACUAUUACAAUGGCAAAGGAAUCAAACCAAAAUGUAUGUCAGAAUACGAGUCUUCCAGGACACUAGGACCCUGAAUUUCUUUGCACACUUUUUCAAGUUCCAAAAUAUUAAUAAUCAUAAUAACUAUAUAUACAUAGCACGUUUUGGUGAUUUUUAACUUAACAAUAUAUAUAUUUUUCUUGCAUGUAUAACUGGAGGCUUGGAUCGGUAUAGCGGUUGUAUUGUUCCAGAGUUUUUAUGAAAAAACAAAAAAGCAUGUCACCUUGAUCAAAAGGUUAACUAUAUGUUCUUUUUAUACAGAAUUGUUGAAAUUUUGCUAAAUUUCUUAUCAUAUUUACACUGUAGAACCUUUUUUGAACAUUUCUUGAAAGGCCAUAGCCAACAAUUUAGAUUUUACCUAGUGAGAAACUAAAAGGUGAUUUUUUUUUUUAAAAUGAUACAAGCAUGGACUGUAUUUUGCAUGCCAGAAUUAUUAUCUCAGUUUUAUUAUAAUUAUUGCUUGCAAACCUUUAGCCCAAAACAAAAUUACCAUGUCAUUGAAGUUUCAAAUUAAAGCCAAUUCUAAAUUCAAGACCAGAUUUUAACAAUAUCUGCAUAUUUACGGUUAAUUGUGAUGUUUUCUCUCAGAUAGCAAUGUACAGGUUUAAGCAAUACAUAUGUGAUAUUCUGG